GGGCAUUAGACCAAUCAGGUUGAUUCCAUCACCUCCAAAAGAUACCGAACCGAACGCCCCAUAGUAAAUAAUCGAAGUUGUAUGGUAAGAAGUGUAGUUCAUUCGAUUGCCUCCCCAUCGGCUCCACCAUGAAUGCGGGGAAAUAUCCUGUAACUCGAGUGGAGCCUUUGUCGGUUCGGUUCGGUAAAGCUGGGACGAUGUCUUCAUGUUGAUCUCAUGCGUAGGCAGCAUAGCCUGUCCGACACAGGUUAUAAACCAUAUCCGGAGCUUGAUCUGGUCUAAGCCAAGUGCACUACAAUUGCAACAUCUUGCAAGCAACAACAAACAAAACAGCCAUGGCAACUAUCACGCAAACAGCUUCCUCUGUCAUCAAGGCUUCUGGGGCUCUCAAGCCACAGCCAUGCGGCCCAAACAAGCUCUUUGCCCAGGGCGACAUCAAGUAUGGCGAUUGGAGAGAUGAGCUUAUUGAGAAUGGCUUCACCGUUGUCAAAGGCGCUGUUCCACGCGAGCGUGCUGAUAAGUAUGCCGAUGAUAUGAUGACCUACCUUGAAGAAUUCCAGGGAGGACUUGGAUUCAAGCGCGAUGACCCCUCUACUAUCAAAGAGGAGAACCUGCCCAUCAUCACCGAAAAGGGCAUGCUGCUCGGUUACGGUGUCGCUCAUGAGGACUUCACAUGGUCCAUUCGACAAGAACCCGGUGUCAUCGAGGCUUUCGAGCGCAUCUACGACACCCCAGACCUCAUCGUUUCUUUUGAUGCCAUCAACGUCGGAUUCCCCAACCGCACAGACGUCAAGCCCAAUACCCCAUGGCCACACCAAGACCAGGAUCCCGAGCGCCCUGGCUUCCGUUGCAUGCAAGGCAUCGUCAAUCUGCUGCCAAACGGCGACAAUGACGGCGGGUUGAUCGUGUGCAAAGGCGCCCACCGCCUCAGCGAGGAAUUCCACGACGAGUUCCGCAACGAGCCUAACAAGAUCUGGGCGUGGACGAACGAGUGGUACGGAUUCACCAAGGAGGGAAUGGCUUGGUUGGAGAAGAAGGGCUGCGAGUGGAUCAAGGUGAACGCUGAGCCUGGUGACUUGCUGCUCUGGGAUAGCCGCACGCCGCACUACAAUCUCAGUGCUACUGGCAACACGCCUAGGUUCUGUGCGUAUACUUGCUACAUGCCAGCUGUCGAUGCGUCGCAAGAGGAUCUCAUCCGCAAGAAGCAUGCGCUUGAGACGACGCAGAGCACCACACAUUGGCCAAACGCUCUUCAUGUUGGUGGUAUCCCAGUCAUGAGGAAUGGUAAGCCAUGCCCUUAUAACACGGGAAAGCCCAGGAAGCCGGUGAACUUGACAGAGAGGGGUAUCAAAUUGACGGGCGUGCCAUACAUCGCCGCCGCAUAG
Molecule: messenger RNA, 1385 nt
Organism: Aaosphaeria arxii CBS 175.79
Lineage: Eukaryota; Fungi; Ascomycota; Dothideomycetes; Pleosporales
Exons: 2
Coding region: 336-1385 (349 amino acids)
Source: RefSeq, a predicted model, not a curated record